Messenger RNA from Candida tropicalis MYA-3404, 2544 nucleotides. RefSeq names its product bifunctional acetylglutamate kinase/N-acetyl-gamma-glutamyl-phosphate reductase (gene ARG5,6). NCBI's taxonomy places the organism in Eukaryota, Fungi, Ascomycota, Pichiomycetes, Serinales, Debaryomycetaceae. The transcript has a single exon. The record is from RefSeq and is a predicted model, not a curated record. Bases 1 to 2544 code for a protein of 847 amino acids. Gene Ontology annotation, molecular function: NADP+ binding; arginine binding; NAD binding. Gene Ontology annotation, cellular component: mitochondrion; cytoplasm; mitochondrial matrix. Gene Ontology annotation, biological process: L-arginine biosynthetic process.
AUGAUUAGACAAGUCAAUAAGAAAGCUCUUGCAAAUAACCUUCUCAAGAGAUUAUCUGCCGUUGGUGCAGCCACAACUGCUGGUUUUAGUAUCACUAAACAUUCAUAUCCUACAAGUACUACUGCUGUUUCAAAUCCAAGUUAUUCAAGAAACAUUCGUUUCUACUCCACUAAAUCUACUGUUAUCCAAUUAUUAAACAAUAUUGGUUCCAAACGUGAAGUUGAACAAUACUUGAAGUACUUCACUUCUGUUUCUCAACAACAGUUUGCUGUCAUUAAAGUUGGUGGUGCUAUUAUUACUCAACAAUUGAAUGAAUUGGCUUCUUGUUUAGCUUUCUUAUACCAUGUUGGUUUAUACCCAAUUGUUUUACACGGUACUGGUCCACAAAUCAACGAAUUGUUGGAAAAUGAAGGCGUUGAACCUGAAUAUAUCGAUGGGAUUAGAAUAACAAAUCCAAAAACCAUGGAAGUUGUCCGUAAAUGUUUCUUGGAACAAAACUUGCGUUUGGUUACAGCAUUAGAAAAAAUUGGUGUUCAUGCUCGUCCAAUCACUGCGGGGGUUUUCGAGGCUGAAUAUUUAGAUCAAGAUAAAUAUCAAUUAGUUGGUAAAAUCACCAAUGUUAACAAAUCUCCUAUUGAAGCUGCGAUUAAUAGUGGGUAUUUGCCAAUUUUGACUUCUUUGGCUGAAACUCCUCUGGGUCAAUUAUUAAAUGUUAAUGCUGAUGUUGCUGCUGGUGAAUUGGCUCGUCAAUUUGAACCUUUGAAAAUCGUUUACUUGAAUGAAAAAGGUGGUAUUGUUAAUGGUAACACCGGAGAAAUCAUCUCUGUUAUUAACUUGGAUGAAGAAUAUGACGACUUGUUGAAAGAAAGUUGGGUUAAAUAUGGUACUAAAUUGAAGAUCAAGGAAAUCCAUGAUUUGUUACAACACUUGCCAAGAUCUUCUUCUGUUGCUAUUAUUGAUGUUGAUGAUUUACAAAAAGAAUUGUUCACUGAUUCAGGUGCUGGUACUUUAAUCAGAAGAGGUUACAGAUUAAUCAACAGAAACUCAUUGAGAGAAUUUGGAAACCCAGAUUUGUUAAGAAAUGCCUUGUUGAGAGAUCCAGAAAUCAAAUCUGGUAAAUUGUCUGUUGCUUCAUACUUGAAAUUCUUGGACUCUGUUGAAUUUAAAAGUUAUGGUGAUGAACCAUUGGAAGUCUUGGCUAUUGUUAUCAAACAAGAUGAAAAAGUUCCUAAAUUGGAUAAAUUCUUGUCUUCCAAGACUGGUUGGUUGAAUAAUGUUACUGACAAUAUCUUCAAUGCUAUCAAGAAGGAUUACACUCAAUUAUGUUGGGUUGUUAGCGAAAACGAUGAUAACUUACCAUGGUACUUUUCUAAAUCUGACGGUUCUUUUGCUAAGAAUGGUCAAAUCUUAUUCUGGUACGGUUUAAAUAUCGAUGAAGCCGGUGAUUUGAUCAAACAAUUUGAUUCUGACGCAAUUGGUUCUUCUUUAUCUUCUGGUAAAGAAUCUGGUGUUUUCACUUCUCCGCAACAAAAACGUGGUUUACAUUCCAAAACUAAUCUUCCAUUAACUAAAGGUACUACUACUGAUAAAAAGAAAGUUGCUUUGAUUGGUGCUAGAGGUUACACUGGUCAAAACUUGGUUAAAUUGAUUGAUGACCAUCCAUAUCUUGAAAUUUCCCAUGCUUCUUCUCGUGAGUUUGAAGGUCAAAAAUUGCCAGGUUACAACAAAGACAAUGUGAUAUAUUCUAAUUUACAAGUUGAAGAUAUUAAAGACUUAGAAGAAAACGGUGAAGUUGAUGUUUGGAUCAUGGCCUUACCAAAUGGUGUUUCCAAACCAUUUGUUGAAACUAUUGAUUCUGCUAAAAACUCUAAAUCUACCAUUGUUGAUUUGUCUGCUGAUUACCGUUUUGAUACUACUGGAACUUGGGCUUAUGGUUUACCUGAAUUGAAUGAUAGAAAGAAAAUUGCCCAAUCCAGACGUAUUUCCAACCCAGGUUGUUAUGCCACUGGUUCUCAAGUUGCUUUGGCUCCACUUAGAGAAUUUAUCAAUGGUACCCCAACUGUUUUCGGUGUUAGUGGUUAUUCUGGUGCUGGUACUAAACCAAGUCCAAAAAAUGAUGUUACAUUAUUGGAAAAUAACAUGAUUCCAUAUUCACUUACAGAUCAUAUUCAUGAACGUGAAAUUUCUAAACAUUGUACACCAGUUUCUUUUGUUCCACAUGUUGGUGCUUGGUUCCAAGGUAUUUCACUUACUAUUAAUGUACCAAUUUCUCAAGGUUUAACAUCAAGAGACAUUAGACAUUUAUAUCAAGAUUAUUAUUCUGCUGAAGAAUUGGUUAAAAUCAGUGGUGAUAUUCCAUUAGUUAAAUCAAUUGCUGGUAAAAAUUGGAUUGAUGUUGGUGGAUUUGCUGUUAAUAGUGCCGGUGAUAGAGUUGUUAUUGUUGCAACCAUUGAUAAUUUAUUAAAAGGUGCUGCUACUCAAGCUUUACAAAAUAUUAACUUGACUCAAGGUUUUAGUGAAUAUGAAGGUAUCACCACUGCUUAA